CGGGGCCCGGGAUCAAGACCAAUGGAGAUCAACAGAGUUGGAUGUACAGAGUACCUCCCUCAUCAAGACUCUGACUGCGCCUCCUGUGGAUACGUACUUGCGAAUGUUGGUUCGACAUCAUUUGCUCAAGCCCGAACCCCAAGUUCAAAUGGGAACAAAGGAUACAAAAAUUCAGGCUCAACCGAGAACCCAACUUGGCAGCUCGUUCUUGGCUGUGAGGAGAUACGACGGGUAUUCCAGAGGACCCUCUACUUUCCCUCGGCCAUCCUUAUCUCGUGAUAGCAGUUUGACUCGCGGGGAGGGCCAGCACGUUCUUCCGUCUAUGGCGCCACCAUCCACUGCGGUUGGCUCGGCUGAAGAUUUUUAUUUUUUUUAUUUUCAUGUUAUUUUUUUUUUUCUAUUCCCCCCCAAUUCUGGCCAUUCAGAGCUAGGGAUUUCCUCCAGUGGUAAUAUUGACGCGCCCAACCAACGGCUGACAGUCCACAACGGGCUUCGUCGCUCAAUAUUGUCUGUCGUUUACUAAUGACUACGCUGGUCACUCUCGCAGGAAAGCCAAGCACUAACUGACUGGUAGUGCUUGUGCUAGGCGAUGAUGGUCUACUAUAGUAGCUCGGGAGUGCGUGUAGCUUGAUGAAUUCGCCCGCGGUGAUCACAAGCGGUCUACGCAAAACUCCCUUCGGCUUAGAGUCGCCCGUCGAUAUCAAGCCAAUCCGGCCAAGAUAGUCUUGACUCGCUGGCUAGCAAUUGGUGGGCUAGUCUUGUUCCUUGGCGC
This is a messenger RNA of Trichoderma atroviride IMI 206040, 772 nucleotides long. RefSeq lists its product as uncharacterized. Lineage: Eukaryota; Fungi; Ascomycota; Sordariomycetes; Hypocreales; Hypocreaceae. The record is from RefSeq and is a predicted model, not a curated record.